CACUACUAACAUUGCCACUUUAGUCCAUCUUAUUUCAUGUUCUGUGUAUAUGCAGAUUUUGCUUGUGUUACAGCUGUGACAGGCAUACCAGCUCAAUCAAAAUACCAAAUCUUUGUCAGAAGCCUAAAACGACUUUUUUAAAAAGGCUAGCUACUGUUACUAAUUAUGACUGACUUAAAUAGCAAUUAAAUUAGAAAUGAAGUAAGUUUCUAAGUCGAAUUCUCUAUCAAAUCUCGUUCGUUUUCUGACUGCUGAAUUUACCUUGUGUGCGUGGGUUAGUUCGAUUUCAAUCACUAAAACAAUGCAGAUGGGCGGGGUUUAGCAUAGCAUGGUAUUUUAAUUUUAAAGGACCUUGUGACUUUUCGUUGAAACUUAAAAACACUAUAAAUCAAUUAACCGUGGAGUUUCUGGGAGAUGGGGAAAGCCCCCCGUCGCUGACGGUGCGGGAGUCAGCCAGCCGGUUAAAAUUUCAUGGUACACCCUCACCGCUCCCUCGGUUUGAUGCGUGCUGUACGCCGCCCGAGUUGCGCCAUUUUGAAAGUGUAAUGCUGGGAGAGGCACAGGCGAGGGAAAUCUCAAAGUAGAGUGCAAAGUCUCAAAGCCGGUACCGAGGGUUGUAGUUAACUUUGUUCGGUUUAACUGUUUUCGCGUUGUCUGUAUCAACUGGGCCGAGGACUUCACAGUCUUCGGAGUUUAUAGCAGCACUCACAGCCUCAUUCCUCUGCUGCUCCUCGGUCAGAACCACCCAACCCACCCGGGUCGGCACUGCUCUAGUCCAGGGCCCGAGCCCGCUACAGAGAACCCCUCUGUCUGAGUUGCUCACCAUGGCAGGGGCCGGUGCUGGGAGCGGUGAUGUUCAGUGGUGCUUUUCCCAAGUCAAAGGAGCGAUAGAUGAUGAUGUCGCUGAAGCUGACAUCAUAUCCACGGUUGAAUUCAACCACUCUNNNNUACUUGAAAUUAAGUCAGAUCUGUGGUCCACCAUUGUUCAGAGUAAGAAUCAGCCACAGUGCCGAGGAGAGUACAAUGUUUACAGCACCUUCCAGAGCCACGAGCCUGAGUUUGACUACCUUAAAAGCCUUGAGAUCGAAGAGAAGAUCAACAAGAUUCGAUGGUUGCCUCAGAAAAAUGCAGCACAUUUCCUUUUGUCGACAAAUGACAAAACCAUAAAGCUGUGGAAAAUUAGUGAACGAGACAAAAGACCAGAGGGUUACAAUUUGAAGGAAGAAGAUGGGCGAUACCGAGAUCCCAAUACUGUCACAACACUACGGGUACCGGUGUUCAUGCCCAUGGACUUGAUGGUGGAAGCCAGCCCCAGACGAGUGUUUUCAAAUGCUCAUACCUACCAUAUCAAUUCCAUCUCAGUCAACAGUGAUUGUGAGACCUACCUGUCUGCAGAUGACCUGCGCAUUAACCUGUGGAAUCUGGAGAUCACUGAUCGCAGCUUUAAUAUUGUUGACAUUAAGCCAGCCAAUAUGGAGGAGUUGACAGAAGUGAUCACAGCAGCAGAUUUCCACCCCAGCCAAUGCAACACUUUUGUCUACAGCAGCAGCAAGGGCACCAUCCGCAUGUGUGACAUGAGGGCAUCAGCACUGUGUGACAAGCAUGCCAAAAUAUUUGAAGAGCCAGAGGAUCCAAACAGUCGUUCGUUCUUCUCUGAAAUCAUCUCAUCCAUCUCUGAUGUCAAAUUCAGCCACAGUGGACGCUACAUGAUGACCCGCGACUACCUGUCUGUCAAAAUCUGGGAUCUCAACAUGGAGACCCGGCCAGUAGAGACAUAUCAGGUACAUGAAUAUCUCAGGAGCAAAUUGUGUUCCCUCUAUGAAAAUGAUUGCAUCUUCGACAAGUUUGAGUGCUGCUGGAAUGGGAAUGACAGUGUUGUGAUGACUGGUUCCUACAACAACUUCUUCAGGAUGUUUGACAGAGGCUAUCGGCAGGAUGUGACCCUAGAGGCGUCACGGGAGAAUAGCAAGGUACGAUCGGUCCUGAAACCUCGCAAAGUAAGCACAGGUGGAAAGCGCAAAAAGGAUGAGAUCAGUGUAGACAGUCUGGACUUUAACAAGAAGAUCCUCCACACUGCUUGGCAUCCUCUGGACAACAUCAUUGCUGUGGCCACAACCAACAAUCUGUACAUAUUCCAGGAGAAACUGAACUAGCAUUCGUUGAACCACUCAGGUCCUUGUUUCCUCUUGAGCCCCACUGCUCUGAUAAACACAUAUAAUUAGUAUCUGUCUCUGGCUAAAUCCCCAAGUCUUCAUAUGAUCUGUCCCCUGUGAUUUUAAUAUUGAAUGUAACAUGAUGUACAGCAACAAACAGUGGCUUUAACACAGUACAUCCAAGCCGGCCAUUACAAGCACAAUAUCCAUGUGUAUUAGAAAUGUAAGCAUGCCAGGUUUGUAGAUCUGAGUCAGUACUUUGGGAUUUGCUGUCUUGGGUUACUUCACUAGGAGCACUCCUUUUGCCAGGCUACCAUUUGCAAGUCCACUACAUCCAAAGGGAAAAUGCGUUAAAUACACACGUUUAGCUAGUUUGUUUUGUUAUUCUUUUGUGCCAUCGUGACAUGGUUCACAUGUACAGUAUGUCACACCUACAAGUUAGGUUUUUGUAGCUGCCAUUUUUAUUCAUUUGAAUAGCAAUUUCCUUCUCCUGUCUGUAUGUCACCAAGUUCCUUUUCGUUCUGGCCUGAAAUACUGCUAAUACAAGCUGUCAACACUCUAGAUUUGCGAAGUUGCCAAAUUCACACAAUAUUUCUCUCCUAAUGUACACUAUGGUGAUGCUGUUAAAGGACUAUUCUAGUGUUUUAUUAUAUUUUAGCUUUUUUUGUUGUUGUUGUUGUUGUUGUUGUUGUUGUUUUUUUUUAGUUUAACUUAUAUUACCGCUAACCUUUGUUCACACCAUACCAGUAUUUACCAAAUCAAAGUUCUAACUUCAAGGCAGACACUGAUGUGCUGAUUCAAUUUCUCUAUACAAGAAAGUCAACAUGCAUGACUGUUAUUCCAUCGCAGUGAACUAUUUGUUGUCUUUAAAUAAGUCUAUCAUUGUUCUGUAGUGUAAGCAAGAAAAGUCAGUUUGACCAGGGGUACUGUAAUACCUGACACAAAGUUUUUCAGCUGCAUUACCAAAAUCUGACCAUAUGCUCACUGAGAUGGAUUGUUUAUCUCAAAUUAAUUUUCAAGCCUGUGGGUUGAUUUUAUAUAGAAUAUUAAAAUUGCUACAUUUAGGAAAAUUGUCCACAGUAAAGUAUAGGUAGUUUCUAGUUACUGAGCUAAACCAUAAAAACUAUUUUCAUGUAGUCCUUCAAGCAUGGACAUAAGAAUGGUGGUAUGUGGUUUGGGGGGUUGAAUGGGGUGAAUCAUGCCAAAGUAACUAGUCCUGUACACUCCAACGCUGUAUUUAUUUAAAGCUGUUUUGCAGACAGGGUGCCCCCAGUCAGACCAGUCACUCUUGCACACAUGUGGACCAUCAUAUAAAGCUCAGGACAAAAGUGUGGAAAGGUGUAACGGCAUAAUGUGGCCUAAUUCGCUUGUGAUCUGUGGCUCCAAAGUUGAGUGCUGCUGCCAGCUUCUCCACAAAGCCCGUUGUGGUGUUGCAGGUUGAUUGAUUGCUUUACCCCUUCUGGAUCUAGUUUUUUUUAUGUUUUGUACUGUAUCUGAUAAAAGAAUAAUCACUAUAGCUGAUUUAUUUUUGUAAAAAAAAAAAAAGGCAAUAGGAUUACAGUCUGAUCACUGUAGUUUCUUCACCUGUCUAUCUCAGACUGAUUGUAGAUGGAAGGUUGCCUCGUCAGGUAAUCUGUCGUAUGACUUUGGGACAUUUUGUUUAUUCUGGAAAGUGUUUGUUUGAAAGGUAGAGACUUUUUGUGUUAUCAAAGAACUGUUAUUUCUGAUGUGGGAUGUCCAAAGAGAAGUAUUUUUAGGUGUCAAUACCUCUGUAGUCAUAAGCACUAAAAGUUUUAAAUGUGGUUGACUGUAACUGAUGUUUAUGUUUAACUCGUUUGGACAUUCCAGAGUCAGAUUCUGAGUUAAUUUAGAUCUUAACAUUCUUUUAUGUGCCAUGGUUUUGUUUAUGAAUCCUUUUGCUCCCUGUGAAAGAAUAGACCCUUAGGGGUCUAACUAGGAAAGGCAUUUUAAUCAGCAUGUAAGGUUAACUCAAGUUCUCUCUAAAUCUAGUCAAGUCAGUUGACUAGGCAGAGUUCCUGAUUUGGAAUUAUUGUAUGACAGGCUUCUCUCGUUGAUGCAGAGAUGGACUUGUUUAUUUUAAAAGGAGAAUUUGUUUAGCACUUGGUUUACAGAUGAUUGUGUAUGGAGUGGUCAUGACUGACUUGGAGUGAACAUGGGAGCGGUCUGCGACGCUGUGAUUCAUUCACAUGUUACCAGUUCUGUUCUGGUGUAAACCAGUUGAUUGAUUAUAGCGCAGUUUUUCACUUUGUUGAAAUUAUUGCUUGUGGACAGGUUAAACUAUUAAAUCGGGGCAUGAAUCUUGUUGGUGCACUGGAUUAUGUGGGUUGUUUGUUUCACUCCUGCCUUUAGAGAACUGAGUUCCAAUUGCUAGGAUGUCACCAAAAUAACCACCUAUGUCUAUAUGUGGUGUUAAGCUACUGUUCAAUGUCACUCUCUCAGGGCUCUGGGUAAUGUCCUCUAAUAAGACACUUUGCUAAUAUCUUUUUUGUGUUUGUAUUCAUUUCACAACCUUUUUGAAAAUCAACUUGUCUUUAUUGUCUGAUGCAAGAUUGCGUGAGGGUCAUUCAAGUAAUUUACUUUAUCAUUUAUGUAUUAAACUGUAUAAUGUGGCACCUUUUUGUUCCACAGUCGAGAAUGAUGCAAUCGGUUAGCCACCAAUCAACAAGGAGAGUUGUCCCUUCAAAAUGAGAUCAUUGAUCAGCCUUGUCCUGUCAUUCACCCAAAGGAAGUGUUUACUUAGUCACUGUUUAAUGACUACUGUUCCACCAGGCUGUUUAAAAAUGUUGAAGUGCAAAAAUCAAUAUCAUAAUAGUAUGAGGUAAUAUUGACUUUAAAAAAAGAUGCCACAGACUAUGUCAGGGCAUUAUUAUUAUACAGUCACUGACACUGGUUUAAAAAAACAAAUAACUAACCAAUAAUUGUUUUCAUUUUCCCUUCAGAAUGUCCUCAUACCUACUGUUCAAAGCUAUGGUGUAAACCACAGACAUUCAUAAGAACCUUAUUGCCUUUCCUAUAGCAUAAAGUAGAAAUAAGAUAAUCAAAUAUGUUUCUUGAACUUUCUAGCAUGCCAGACAGGAGAUUGCUCAGGGGAACUUACCGCUGCUCUGUGAUUAAAACCUUGUACCUUCAAGAAAGCAGCUUUUAAGGAAAAUCAGCCUUAUUUAGGCAACUUGUCCUUCUCCUCCCCCCACCCUUUUUUUUCUCUCUGUGAAAUCUAAGUUUCUGUAAUUGCUUUUGAACAUGAACAUACCCUUCAUUCAGGAAGCUGUCUGAAUUGGAGUUAUAAGAUUUUUCCACUUGCAGCAGCAUUAUAAACACAUUUAAUGUAUCAGAGGAGUUGCAACAAAAUGCACUUUUAUUUUUGUGAAUUUCAUUAAUUUGUAUGUUUUUCUUUCAAGGGGCUCAUGAAUAAAGGUUGUAGGACAGUUGAUCUGUUUAAAUGGUUCAUGUACAGCUGUUUCUGUCAAAUGGAAUAAAAUACAGUUUAGAUGAAAAGUAAUAAAGAGAUUAAUAUCUGAAUUUGGAACUA
This is a messenger RNA of Monopterus albus (swamp eel), 5703 nucleotides long. It is a transcript of the gene ppp2r2aa, whose product is annotated as protein phosphatase 2, regulatory subunit B, alpha a. The transcript has 10 exons. Gene Ontology annotation, molecular function: protein phosphatase regulator activity; protein binding. Gene Ontology annotation, cellular component: protein phosphatase type 2A complex. NCBI's taxonomy places the organism in Eukaryota, Metazoa, Chordata, Actinopteri, Synbranchiformes, Synbranchidae. The record is from RefSeq and is a predicted model, not a curated record. Bases 825 to 2153 code for a protein of 442 amino acids.